AUGCGUAUCCAGAAUCUCAAAAGCCGCGACGACGGCGAGUGCAAAGGCGACCUCAUUUACUACAGCUGCGUCAGGGAGAACUACAGCGGGUGCUGCCUCAUCGACCCCUGUGAUGCAAACAAGUACCCGACUGGCUGCCCGGCUGAGUACCAGUCCACAAAGAGGCCUGAGAUCGAUGACAGCUUCACCAUGGGCCCUGGUGCCGUCCCCGUCGGGCCAGCCCCUCCCCCAAGCUCGGUCGGCGAUCGGUGGCCCGGCACCACAACCAUCGACGGCACGCUGAUCAUAACCAUCACCACAACACCAGGCCACUCUCCCACCCGGACGCCGGCAUCUACCACAACAACUACGUCCUUCAGCACCACCACGACGCCAGCAAGCUCGCAGCCCUCCUCAGGGUCGUCUCCCUCGACGGCCAUACCCACCGCAAGCACGAUGGUGGCUACCCCGUCGAGCACGCCCGGAGGAGGGCUCGUCUCCCACGGCGGCGCCGAGCAGGGCAAGACCGGCCUGGACACGGGCACGAUCUACGGAAUCAUCGCCGGCGCCGCGGGCCUCGUCACCCUGAUCGCCGUCCUCGCCGCCUUGCUCGUCAUGCGCUACCGGAGGACGGACCGGCCGCAGGUUGGACCCGGCAACGAGGCGAGCCCCCUGGCGGCUGCCGCGCCCAACUCGCCGAGCGACGGGGGCGCAGCCGAGGAGAGGCUCAAGACGCCCCUCGAGCGCGAUCCCAACCUGAUCCUGCACUGGCGACCGCCGCUGCCGCCGCGUGCAAUUACCGCUACCGAGGCCGGAGGCGGCGGCGGUGGUGGUCGAGAAAUCCCGAGAUCAGCGACUUUGCCCGCUCCUGCUCCUGCUGCUCCUCCUACCGCCGCGGUGGCAACUCCCCAGCCAGGACGCGUGUAUAGGCCCUACAGACCACCGCUCCCGACGCGGCGCUCGGCCGACGACCACCCCUCGUACCCGCCUGUCGAGAACCACCACGUGCAGCGCAGCAGCAGCGGCGGCGGCGGCGCGGUCGUAUCGCCCGUCUCUCCACCUGGCCAGUCCGCUCCAGGCAACUACGCCCCAGGGAUGUCCGCCAACUGGGCGUCGGCCCCGAACAACUCUGCGACAGGCCCGAGCUCCCCAGGAGCAGGAGGAGCUACGUGCUCGUGCUCGUCGGCGGCCUCGCAGAACUCUCCGGCCGCCGCCGUGUACCAGACUGGUCAGAGCUUCGCGAGAGCUUCUUCCGGCAGCAGCGGUGAUGGCGUCUCCCCUGCAGGGCCAUCGUCGCUCAUGAUUCACGGGCCGUUUGCGGUCGCUACCACCAGCGAGUCUAGCGUUAUUCCUCAGCGCCGGCGAUCGCGCCCCCAGACCCGGUACGAGCUCGACGCCAUUAACAACCAGAUCUCGGAGCUCGACUCGCAGGUCGGCACUAUCGCGCCCGUGACCACAGUCAAGGUGCUUCGCGCGACGCCGCGGGAGCUGGAGAUCCGGGGUCCGCGCAGGAAGUCUGCAGAGGAGGCAGCGAUGGUAGCAUAG
Messenger RNA from Thyridium curvatum, 1524 nucleotides. RefSeq lists its product as uncharacterized. The transcript has a single exon. The coding region runs from base 1 to 1524 and encodes 507 amino acids. Lineage: Eukaryota; Fungi; Ascomycota; Sordariomycetes; Thyridiales; Thyridiaceae. The record is from RefSeq and is a predicted model, not a curated record.